Messenger RNA from Nelumbo nucifera (sacred lotus), 932 nucleotides. Its product is annotated as protein DOG1-like 3. Gene Ontology annotation, molecular function: sequence-specific DNA binding. The record is from RefSeq and is a predicted model, not a curated record. Gene Ontology annotation, biological process: DNA-templated transcription. NCBI's taxonomy places the organism in Eukaryota, Viridiplantae, Streptophyta, Magnoliopsida, Proteales, Nelumbonaceae.
AUUAAAAAGUUAAAACUCACAUCGAUCUUCUCGUUACUGCCCCCAUUUUCAGAGAAUCUAUCUGUAUCCGCAUACCGCAUAUAUAUAUCCAGGCCACUCUUCCCACCACAAGUAGAAAACAAUAAGGAAGCAAACUGAUGAAAAUGGCAAGCUCUUCAGCGCAAUUAGAUCAACCCCAUCUUUGCUUUCAGAGCUGGAUUGCCCAACAGCAAGCUGACCUCGAGGAGCUGCUCCAAGCGCUCACCAUAUACAAAGGCGAUGACACCCAUCUCAACCUUAUCGUCGAAAAGAACAUCCAGCAUUUCCAAGAGUACACCGAGAAGCGAAGCAUCCUGGCCAGAGAGAACGCUACUUCCUUCUUUGCACCCUCCUGGUGCACCUCCCUGGAGAAUUCCUUCCUCUGGAUUGCCGGGUGCAGGCCCUCCCUCGCCAUCCGACUCGUUUACUCCCUAUGCGGCUCGGAGCUCGAGGCCCAGCUCAACGAAUUCCUUCAAGGGGUGAGGAAGGGAAACCUUGGGGAGCUUUCCGCCAGGCAACUCAGCCUGGUGAACGAUCUUCAGUGCAGGACCAUUCGAGAGGAGGAGAAGCUGUCUACCCAAAUGGCGAGUUUGCAGGAAGACAUAGCCGACCAGCCACUGCUCACCAAGGCCAACGAGUAUGGCCUAAUCGGCGCAUCAAUCGAGCAUGUAGACACCACCCUGGACGAGCAUGCGCUUGCCUUGGCGGGUAUCCUGGAGGAGGCCGAUAAGCUGAGGCUGAGCACACUUAAGGAACUGAUCAACAUCCUUACACCCUUGCAGGCCGCAGAUCUUCUGGUUGCUGCCAAGAAGCUUCAUCUCUCCAUUCACGAGUGGGGCAAAAGAAGGGAUCGCCAUCAUGGACGGCCAUGAAAAAGGUGGAGCUGCACGAAGAAAAGGCGAUGAUGAUCAUGU